Mirounga angustirostris (Northern elephant seal) is the source of this 18796-nucleotide messenger RNA. RefSeq names its product ALMS1 centrosome and basal body associated protein (gene ALMS1). Gene Ontology annotation, molecular function: microtubule binding. The record is from RefSeq and is a predicted model, not a curated record. NCBI's taxonomy places the organism in Eukaryota, Metazoa, Chordata, Mammalia, Carnivora, Phocidae. Bases 16 to 15111 code for a protein of 5031 amino acids. The transcript has 24 exons.
GCGCGAGACACCAAUAUGGAGCCUGAAGAGCUACCGUGGCCCGGCGAGCUCGAGGAGGAGGAGGAGGAGGAGGAGGAGGAGGAGACGGAAGAGGCGGAGGAGCGGGCGAACCUGGACUCUGACGAGGUAGUGAUGGUGGAGGAGGUGGAGGAGGAGGAGAGGCGGGAGCUGGAUUCGGACUUUAACUACGAGAGCCAGCCUCGGGAGCGUACGGACGAAGAGGACGACGAGGAGGCCAAGGCCUGGCUGCAGGCGCACCCCGAAGGUGCUUUGCCUCCGUCGUCGCUCUCGAGGCACCGCUACUCGGAGGACGAGCGGACCGGCCUGGAGAAGAUUGUUCCAUUGACCUGUCAUGUAUGGCAACAGCCACUAUAUCAAGGCAAUAGUGGGACACAGAUUUCUGAUACUGCUGUGGUCUCUGUGGAAAAAACAGCUCGGUGGAGGUCUAAGGCUGAUCAGGGAACAGAAUCUUGGCAUUAUCUGCCUCAAGAAAUGGACUCUUCCCACACCUUGGAUAUAACCCAGACCAGGUUUAAUAUGAGAGAGGAAGGGACCGAAGUGACAGACUUCACCUCUGUGGAGGAAGGUAUAUUGACCCAACCAGAAAAUCAAGUAAAGGAAGCCAAAAGAGGUCUCUUAUGUUCGCCGCUGCUAGUCAUUCAAGACAACUUUGCUUCUCCUGAUUUGCCUUUGCUGACAUGUUUGACACAGGAUCAAGAGUUUGGGUCUGAUUCCUUAUUUCAACAGAGUGAACUAGAUUUUGCACCUCUGAGGGGAAUUCCUGGUAAGUCUGAAGAUACUGAAUGGUUUUCUCGACCGUCGGAAGUUAGUGAAGCUUUAUUCCAGGCAGCCUCAGAAGUAGCUUCAGACUUAGUUAACAGUUGCAUUAGUGUAUCUCCGCACUUGCUUAUAGCUAGUACAGCUGAGUGUCAGCGCUCUUUUUUACCUUUUGAACAAGGGACUAAAGAAGAUACUAUUUCGUCUGAUACAGUUGAUGAACUGAAAACCCCCAAAGACUUCGAUAGUUAUGAUGCUCUUUGUUCCUAUAUGGCAUGGAAGACACAAGAAGUUCAGGAGCCAGAAACCAGUUUAGCUGAUAAAGGUCAAGUUUCUGUUUCAACCUCAUCUUACACAAGUGAUGACUACGUGACUCCUGAAGGAAGUGACAGUUUUGACGCUUCUUGUUCUCAUGUGCAGUAUUGGAAACAGAAAGCUUUACAGCAGUCAGAAAAUUAUUUAACCAAUGGGUAUCAUGAUUCUUAUUCAGAUUCAUCUGACAUAAUUGAAAAAAAUAAAAUUCCUAAGGGAAGUGACAAUUUUCGUGCCCCUUUUUCACGUACGCCGUGGAGCAAACAGGAAGCUUCACACCAUCCAGAAACAUAUGUGAUCAGUAAGGACUGUGUUUGUUUUCCACAUGAAGUUGCUCCUCAUUUUAAUAACAAAAUGUCACAUUCUUUGUUGCAUUGUCUGUUGGAAAGAAGAGGAAAGGGCAUUCCCUUGACAGCUCACAGUCAUUAUUUUGAGAGUGUUUAUUUAAGGGCUCCAGCCGAGAAUGGGGUGAAAGGAAUGAUGGAUUCUUUGGAGGGGUAUGAAAGAAAUGAAGAAGGUCUGGGGAAAGAAUUAUCUCAAGGUUUUGAACUAAAGGAGAAUAGAAGUACUUUAGUAUUUUCAGAGAUGCAUCCCAGAUCUUCAGAUACACAGUUUAUUGAGAAUGUUGUAGUUCCUGAUAAUUCUGUAAAAGUUUCAGAAAUACAUAUACACUCUAGGCAGUAUGGUACCUCUAAGAUGGAGGUUUCUGGUGGUCCUCUUCAGACUAUUAAGUCUAACUUGAGUGAGACAUCAGAACAACUGUAUUUACAAGAGGAAAGAAACCAAAGGGCAACUUCUGCUUUUGGUGGAAAAAGUGUUGAUGCCUCUGAAAAUGUAGCCUUUGAGGUAGUUAUUGCCUCUAUUGAGCCUUCCAAGAAAGAGAGCACAGGAAAUGAAAUCCAAACUGACAGCAGUAAGUCUUUAACAAAUGACAGCCAAGAAAGUGAACCCAAAAAUUCACAUCUUUCCCUAUUAAAUUAUAAUGAUGAAAACUCUUUCUUUGAUGAGUUUAGUCAUCCACGUUAUCAGUCUACUCCUGGGGUGUUUGAAUUAGUGGCUUCAAAACCAUUGUUGCAUAAAAAAGGUAACGAUGAAAGCUCCCUGGAUUGGCAUCUUGAUUUAAAAUCACUCCCCAGUACUCCUCAGGAAAUGGUCAUUAAGCCACUUCCUCUUAUUCCAGAGCAUAAGUCACCUGCUGCUUUAAGUGAAAAAUCUCACAGCCAGGCUGUUCGUCUUGGCAAAGCACAGUCAGCUUUAUUUCAGUGCGAUCUAGACAGUGAACCAUUUCUUCCCAUUGGGAAGGUAAAGUCUGUUCCUGAUCUUGACCUUGCAGAAAAGGUAGGAUCUUCAAACAUUUUUUAUCCAAUGAAAGUAUCGACUUCAGAUUCUAUGGUUUUACAAGAUUUAAGAAGAUUUGAAGAAGUUGCAGAUUCCUCAAACUAUAUUUUGGUUAAGAAUGUAAACUCUAGUAACAUCAUUGAAGGUCCAUCUGCAACUGUAGGAAGCAGCUUUUCAGCAAACUUGGUGACAUGUGAUGCUAAGUCACAAGGUGCUUUACCAAUGACCAGUAAUGCAUCAUUAAUUGCAGUCAGCCAAGAGUCAAUGCUGAAAGCUGAUGUAGGCCAAGGUAAAAUUCCUCGGCCUAUGGGAGCCAAAUCCUGUUUUACUAUAAAUACAAUUAUGCAAAAUGACUCCUAUUUUGUAGAGGGCCUGCAGGGGAAGGCUGAAUCUGACACCUCUACUCUGGAUGAUGAUACUGAAUGCUGUAACCUAGAUGAAAAUGCUAUUGGGUGCAGUACAAGAGUUGCUGAUCUACAAAGAGAGGUACAUGAGCAAGGUGACUUGACUGCUGAGUGCAUUGCGCUAGCAGGUUUUAAAAAUGUGCUUGAUGAUCUAGAGGUUUGUGACAGCUCCCUGCCCUGGCAGUCUGCCUUAGAACUGCCAUCUAAGGAAGAGAGCGAUUUUGAGGAGCCUGUAGGUUGUUCUAAUAUGGACAUUAAUCAGACUUUUUCAUCCGUAUUGCCUCCAUUUAUUCCUCAUGAGCCAACCAUAGAGUUGGAGUAUCACUCUUCAGAUCUCAGGAUGUUGAGGGUAUCUCCUGACACUGUGCAAAAGACUCUCAAACAUAUAGCAGGAGGUACUUCUAAAGGAGGCGUAGCUGAAGUUACUCAAUCCAGCUUGAAACCAGGCAUCACUGCUACUCCUGGAGAUUCAGAUACCAGAUCUCAUUUAUUCUUGUUCCCUGAGGACUUUCCUCAGUUGGAUUUAAGGUCUCCUCAAGAGAAUACUGUUGGUCAACAUACUGAUACCCACAACCAAGAGGCAUCGGUAGAUAGUGAUAUAAGUGAAGAGACUCUAAAAGUUUCAUCUGUUGGUGAGCGAGCUGACCAGAAGACUGGGAUAUCAACAGUACCCUCUAGUUUCUACUCACAAAGAGGGAAGCCCAGUAUUUUCUACCCACAGGCCUUGCCAGACAGUCAUCUAGCUGAAGAGGCUCUAAAAGUUUCAGCUGUUCUUGGUCCUACUGUCCAGAAGAGUGGCAUACCUACAGUCUUUCCAAGUUCCUACUUCCGUGGAGAGAACCAUAAUAUCUUCUACCAACAGGCCCUGCCAGACAGUCAUCUAACUGAAGAGGCUCUAAAAGUUUUGGCUAUUCCUGGUCCUGCUGACCAGAAGACUAGCAUACCUAUAGUCCUUCCAAGCUCCUACUCACAUGGAGAGAAGCGUAAUACCUUCUACCAACAGGCCUUGCCAGGCAGUCAUCUAACUGAAGAGACUCUAAAAUAUUCAGCUGUUCCUGGUUCUGCUGACCAGAAGACUAGCAUACCUACAGUCCUUCCAAGUUCCUACUCACAUGGAGAGACGCAUGUUACUUUCCAUCCUCAGGCCUUGCCACACAGUCAUCUAACUGAAGAGGCUCUAAAAGUUUCAGGUGUUCCUCAUCCUACUGACCAGAAGACUAGCAUACAUACAGUCCCUCCAAGUUCCUACUCAUGUGGAGAGAAGCAUAAUAUCUUCUACCCACAGGCCUUGCCAGACAGUCAUCUAACUGAAGAGGCUCUAAAAGUUUCAGCUGUUCCUGGACCUGCUGACCAAAAGACUAGCAUACCUACAGUCCUUCCAAGUUCCUACUCACGUGGAGAGAAACAUAAUAUCUUCUACCCACAGGCCUUGCCAGACAGUCAUCUAACUGAAGAAACUCUGAAGAUUUCAGCUGUUCCUGGACCUGCUGACCAAAAGACUAGCAUACCUACAGUCCUUCCAAGUUCCUACUCACGUGGAGAGAAACAUAAUAUCUUCUACCCACAGGCCUUGCCAGACAGUCAUCUAACUGAAGAAACUCUGAAGAUUUCAGCUGUUCCUGGACCUGCUGACCAAAAGACUAGCAUACCUACAGUCCUUCCAAGUUCCUACUCACGUGGAGAGAAGCAUAAUAUCUUCUACCCACAGGCCUUGCCAGACAGUCAUCUAACUGAAGAAACUCUGAAGAUUUCAGCUGUUCCUGUAUCUACUGACCAGAGGACUGAGAAAACAAUAGUACCUUCUACUUCAUAUUCACGAAGAGAGAAGCACAUUAUUUUCUCCCAGCAGCAGUUGUCAGAUGGUCAUCUAACUAAACAGGUUCUGAAAGUUUCAUUUGUUCCUGGACCAGCUGAUCAAAACACUGGGAUACCUACAUUAUCUUCACAUUCCUACUCACUUGGAGAAAAGCCUGGUAUCUUUUACCAACAGGUCUUGCCAGAUAGUCAUUUAAUUGAACAGACUCAGAAAGUUGCAGCUCUUCCUGGACCAGCUGAUCAGAAGAGUAGGAUACCUGCAGUAUCCUCUACUUCUUACUCACAUAGAGAGAGGCCCCAUAUUUUCUAUCAACAGACAUUGCCAGAAAGUCAUCUAACUGAACAGGCUCUAAAAUUUUCUGCUCCUGAAUCCACUGAGCAGAAGACUGGGAUACCAACGGUAACCUCUACUUCCUCCUCACAUAGAGAGAAGUCCAGUAUUUUCUACGAAGAGGAGUUGCUGGAUAGUCAUCUAACUGAACAGGCUCAGAAAGUUCCAGCUGUUCCUGGACCAGCUGACCAGGAUACUGGGAUACCAAUAGUGCCCUCUAGGCCCUACUCUCGUGGAGAGAAGCCCAGUAUUUUCUGUCAGCAGGUCUCACCAGACAGUCAUCUAUCUGAAGAGACUCUGAUUUCAGUUGCUUCUGGACCAGCUGAAAAAAAGAGUGGGUUACUAUCAGAAGCUUCUAAUUUCUGCUCACGUAGAGAGAAGCACAAUAUUUUCUACCAAGAGGAGUUGCAAGACAGUUCUCUAACUGAACAGGCUCAGAAAGUUUCACCUGUUCCUGAACCUACUGACCAGAAGACCAAAAUAUCAACAGUAACUUCUACUUCUUACUCAGAUACAGAAAAGCCCUUUAUUUUCUACCCACAGGGCUUGCCAGACAGACAUCUACCUGAAGACGCUCUAAAAGUUACAGCUGUUUCUGAACCAGCUGACCAGAAGACUGGAAUACCAGUAGUUCCCUCUACUUCCUCCUCACAUAGAGAGAAACCCAUUAUUUUCUACCCACAGGACUUGACAGACACUCAUGUCACUGAAGAGGCUCUGAAGGCUUCAGCCAUAUCUGGAUCAGCUGACUGGAAGACUGGAAUAUCAACAGUAUCCUCUACUUCCUACUCACCUAGAGAGAAGCCCAUUAUUUUUUCCCCUCAGGCCUUGCCAGGCAGUCAUUUACUUGAAGAGGUUCUGAAAGUUUCAGCUGACCAGAAGACUGGGUUGCUAUCAGAACCUUCUAGUUCCUACUCACAUAGAGAGAAGCCCAUUACUUUCUACCCAGAGGGUUUGACAGACGGCCAGUUACCUCAGGAGGCUCUGAAAAUUCCAGCUGUUUCUGGACCAACUGACCAGAAGACUGAGUUGCCACCAGAACCUUCUAGUUCCUACUCACCUAGAGAGAAGCCCAUUAUUUUUCCCCCUCAGGCCUUGCCAGGUAAUCAUUUACUUGAAGAAGCUCUGAAAAUUUCAGCUAUUCCUGGAUCAGCUGACCAGAAGACUGGGUUGCCAUCAGAACCUUCUAGUUCCUACUCACAUAGAGAGAAGCCCAUUAUUUUCAACCCAGAGGAUUUGACAGACGGCCAGGUACCUCAGGAGGCUCUGAAAGUUUCAACUGUUUCUGGACUAACUGACCAGAAGACUGAGUUGCCACCAGAACCUUCUAGUUCCUACUCACCUAGAGAGAAGCCCAUUAUUUUUCCCCCUCAGGCCUUGCCAGGUAAUCAUUUACUUGAAGAAGCUCUGAAAAUUUCAGCUAUUCCUGGAUCAGCUGACCAGAAGACUGGGUUGCCAUCAGAACCUUCUAGUUCCUACUCAUAUAGAGAGAAGCCCGUUAUAUUCUACCCAGAGGGUUUGACAGAUGGCCAGGUACCUCAGGAGUCUCUGAAAGUUUCAGUGAUUCCUGGACCAACUGACCAGAAGAUUGGGUUGCCAUCAGAACCUUCUAGUUCCUACUCAUAUAGGGAGAAGCCCAUUGUUUUCUACCCAGAGGGCUUGACAGACAGCCAGGUACCUCAGGAGGCUCUGAAAGUUUCAGCUAUUCCUGGACCAACUGACCAGAAGACUGGGUUGCCAUCAGAACCUUCCAGUUCUUACUCAUAUAGGGAGAAACCCAUUACUUUCUACCCUCAGGGCUUGACAGACAGUCAGAUAUCUCAGGAGGCUCUGAAAGUUUCAGCGAUUCCUGGACCAGCUGACCAGAAGACUGGGUUGCCAUCAGAACCUUCUAGUUCCUACUCACAUAGAGAGAAGCCCAUUAUUUUCUACCCACAGGGCUUGACAGACGGCCAGGUGCCUCAGGAGGCUCUGAAAGUUUCAGCUGUUCCUGGACCAGCUGACCAGAAGACUGGAUUGCCAUCAGAACUUUCCAGUUCCCACUCAUAUAGAGAGAAGCCCAUUAUUUUCUAUUCACAGGGCUUGACAGACAGUCGGGUGCCUCAGGAGGCUCUGAAAGUUUCAGCUAUUCCUGGACCAGCUGACCAAAAGACUGGGUUGCCAUCAGAACCUUCUAGUUCCUACUCCUAUAGGGAGAAGCCCCUUAUUUUCUACCCUCAGGGUUUAACGGACAGUCAGGUACCUCAGGAGGCUCUGAAAGUUUCAGCUCUUCCUGGACCAGCUGCCCAGAAGACUGGAUUGCCGUUAGAACCUUCCAGUUCUUACUCAUAUAGAGAGAAGCCCAUUAUUUUCUACUCACAGGGCUUGACAGACAGUCGGGUGCCUCAGGAGGCUCUGAAAGUUUCAGCUAUUCCUGGACCAGCUGACCAGAAGACUGGGUUGCCAUCAGAACCUAGUUCCUACUCACCUAGAGAGAAGCCCAUCAUUUUCUACCCACAGGGCUUGACAGAUGACCACGUACCUCAGGAGGCUCUGAAAGUUUCAGCUAUUCCUGGACCAAUUGACCAGAAGAUUGGGUUGCCAUCAGAACCUUCUAGUUCUUACUCACACAGAGAGAAGUCUAACAUUUUUUACCAACAGGAGUUAUCAGGCAGUCAUCUAACUGAAGAGACUCUGAAAGUUUCAGCUGUUUCUACAACAGGUGAUCAGAAGACUGGGAUACCUUCAAGUUCCUACUCACUUGGAGGGAAGCCCAUUAUUUUCUGUCAGCAGGCCUUAUCAGAUAAGCAUCUCACUGAAGAGUCUCUGAAUGUUUCAGCUUCUCCUGAACCAGCUGACCAGGAGACUGGGAUACCAACAGUACCUUCUGUUUCUUACUCUCAUAGAGAGAGGCCCAGUAUUUUGUACCAACAGCCCUUGUCAGACAACCAGCUCCCUAUAGAAGCUCUGAAAAUUUCAGCUGUUUCUGGGCCAGGUGAUCAGAAGACCAGAAAACCAACAAUUACCUCAGCUUCUUACUCACAUAGAGAGAAGCCCAUCAUUUAUCAGCAAGAGUUGCCAGAUCUUACUCAAGCAGCUUUAAGUGUUUUCAGGGUUCCUGGACUAGGUGACCAGAAGACUGGAAUACCAGUAGUAACCUCUACUCCUUACUCACAUAGAGAGAAGCCCAUCAUUUCUUACCAGCAGGAGUUGCCAGAGCAUAAUGAAGGUGCUUUAAAAGUUUUAGGGGCUCCUGGGUCAGCUGACCAGAAGACUGGGAUACAAUUUGGGUCCUCUGCUUCCUAUUCACAUAGAGAGAGCCCCAUCUUUUCUUAUCAGAGGGAGUUGCCAGAUAUUACUGAAGAAACUCUGAAAGUUUCAGCUGUUUCUGGACCAGCUGACCAGAAGACUGGGAUACAUAUAAUUCCCUCUAGUUCCUACUCAUACAGAGAGAAGGACAGUAUUUUUUACCAGCAGGAGUUGCCAGAUGUUACUGAAGGAGCUUUAAAAAUUUUUGCUCUUCCUGGACCUGCUGAUCAGAAGACUGAGAUACCAACAGGAUCUUCUAGCUCUUACUCACAUAAAGAGAAACUCAAGACUUCACCUGUAAUUUUACCAGAUGACCAGAAGACUGAGUUACUAACAACUCCCCUUAGUUCCUACUCACAAAGAGAAAAGCCCAAAAUUUCAACUGUGAUUGGACCAGAUAACCAGACGACUUCGUUACUGACAGUUCUUCAUAACUCCUAUUCUCAGAGAGUGAAGCCCUUUCAACAGGAGCUGCCAGAUAGACAUCAUAGUGAGGAUAUUUUGAAAAUUUCACCUGUCUCUGAACCAACUGAUGUGAACUCUGGGAUACCGAUACCUCUUUCUAGUUCCUAUUCCCACAGAGAGAAAUCUAAUAUUUUCUACCCACAGGAAUUGCCAGACAAACAUCUAGCUGAAGAUGCACUGAAGGUUUCAACAAUUCCUAUACCAGCUGACCAGAAAAGUCUGUUACCAACAGUUCCUCCUAGUUCCUUUUCACACAGAGAGAAACCAAAUAUAUUCUAUCAACAGAAUUUUCCAGAUAGACAUAAAACGCAAGAUGCUCUGAUGUUCUCAAGGGGUGUUGGGCAAGUUGAUCAGAUUACUGGGUUAUCAACAGUUACCCCUGGUACUUAUUCACAUAGGGAGAAGCAGAAACUUGUUUCAGACCAUGUUCAAAUGCUAAUAGAUAAUUUGGAUUCUUCUAACUCCAGUGUUAUCUCAAACAGUGUACCUUUAAGUUCUCAGGCUGAUGGUAGAGUUGUAAUAAGUAAGCCAGAAUCUUCAGGUUUUGAAGAUGUUGGGUCUGAGGAAAAUCAAGAUACAAGCAGUGGUUCCAAAACUCUUAAAGAGAUUCGGACCCUUUUAAUGGAGGCAGAAAAUAUAGCACUGAAACGAUGCAAUUUUCCUGCUCCCCUGGUCCCUUUCAGAGAUGUUAGUGAUAUUUCAUUUAUACAAUCUAAGAAGGUGGUUUGCUUCAAAGAACCCCUCACAGCUGAUGAAUCUAAUGGUGAUUUGCCCCAAAGACAGCCAUUUACAGAGGAAAGCCCAAGCGACAGGUGCAUACAGAAGGAUAUUAGCACACAGACAAAUCUGAAAUGCCAGAGAGGCAUUGAGAAUUGGGAGUUUAUUAGUUCAACUACAGUUAGAAGUCCUCUACAGGAAGCAGAAAGCAAAGCCAGAGUGACAGUAGACGAAACCCUUCGGCAAUAUAGAGCAGACAAAUCUGUAAUGAGACCUGAACCUGAAGGGUAUAGUGGAACCAUUGGGAAUAAAAUUGUUAUACCUAUGAUGACUAUCAUUAAAAGUGAUUCAAGUAGUGAUGCCAGUUCCUGCUCAUGGGACAGUAAUUCAUUGGAGUCAGUUUCUGAUGUUCUUCUAAACUUCAUUCCAUAUGCUUCACCCAAGACAAGCUUGACAGAUAGUAGAGAAGAAGAAGGUGUGUUGGAGAGUGAUGAUGCUGGUGGUAGCAGUGUAGAUUCACUGGCCACACAUGUCAGAAACCUUCUGAAAUGUGAAUCCUCACUGAAUCAUGCUAAACAAAUACUCAGAAAUGCAGAGGAAGAGGAAUGUCGAGUACGAGCACGAGCCUGGAAUCUGAAAUUUAAUCUGGCUCAUGAAUGUGGCUACUCCAUUUCAGAAUUAAAUGAAGAUGACAGGAGAAAAGUAGAAGAGAUCAAAGCAAAGUUGUUUGGUCAUGAGAGAACAGGUGACUUGUCCAAGGGUUUACGGAGUCCACGGGGAAUAGGAUACAAGCCAGAAGCUGUAUGUAGUCACAUUAUUAUUGAGAGCCAUGAAAAAGGAUGUUUCAGGACCCUAACUGCUGAACAACCACAAUUGGAUAGUCACCCUUGUGUUUUCAGAUCUGCUGACCCCUCAGAAAUGAUCAGAGGACAACGGAGUCCAUCAUCAUGGAGAACCAGACACAUCGACCUUUCCAAAUCUCUAGACCAGAGUAACCCCCAUUUCAAAGUUUGGAAUUCCUUACAGUUACGAAGUCAUUCCCCAUUUCAAAACUUUACAACUGAUGACUUCAGAAUUAGCCAGGGUCUUCGAAUGCCAUUCCAUGAAAAGAUAGACCCUUGGCUGUCAGAAUUAGUAGAACCUGCUUGUGUGCCACCUGAAGAAAUGGAUUGUCAUUCUUCAUCACAAAUGCUGCCCCCAGAAUCCAUGAAAAAGUUUACUACUUCCAUCACUUUUUCAUCUCACCGACAUUCUAAAUGCUUUUCAGAUUCCUCUGUUCUUAAGGUUGGUGUUACUGAAGGUAGCCAGUGUACUGGAGCAUCUGUGGGGGUAUUUAAUUCUCAUUUCACUGAAGAGCAAAAUCCUCCCAGAGAUCUAGAACAGAGAACCUCUUCCCCUUCAUCAUUUAAAAUUGUUAGUCAUUCACCAGAUAAAGCUGUGACUAUUUUAGCAGAAAGUAGUAGGCAAAGCCAAAAAUUAUCUGUUGAACAUUCUCAGCAAGAAGAAAAACUCUUAGAAAGAUCAGAUUUUAAAGGCAGUGAUUCUGAGCCCAGUACCAGUGCAAAGUGUAGCAAUGUCAAGGAAGUUCAUUUUUCUGAUAACCAUACCUUCAUUAGCAUGAGCAGACCAAGUUCCACACUAGGAGUAAAAGAGAAGAAUGUAACUAUAACUCCAGAUCUUGCUUCGCACAUUAUUCUUGAACAACGAGAGCUCUUUGAACCAAGCAAAGCCUCACAUGCAGAUCACCAUGUGAGAAAAUACCAUUCUCCCCCUCCUCAACAUCAGGAUUAUGUAGCUCCAAACCUUCCUUGUCACAUUUUUCUUGAAAAACGAGAACUCUUUGAACAAAGCAAAGCCCCACAUUUAGAUCAUCAGAUGAGAGAAAACCACUCUCCCUUUCCUCAAGGUCAGGAUUAUAUAGCUUCAGACCUUCCUUCUUCCAUUUUUCUUGAACAACGUCAGCUCUUUGAACAAAGCAAAGCCCCAGAUGUAGAUCACAUGGGAAAAUACCAUUCCCCUCUUCCUCCAGGUCAGGAUUAUGUAGUAGAAAAGAAUAACCAACAUAAGUUUAAAUCAUACAUUUCCAAUAUGAUAAAUGUUGAAGCCAAGUUCGAUAACGUGGUCUCCCACUCAGCCCCAAAUCAGUGUACAUUAGUAACAUCUGCAUCUACUCCACCCUCAAAUAGAAAAGCACUUUCCUGUGUUCAUAUAACUCUUUAUCCCAAGACUCCUUCCAAGGUGGAUAGUGGAACCUUAGAUAAAAGAUUUCACUCACUGGAUCCUGCUUCUAAAACAAGGAUGAAUAGUGAGUUUAACUCUGACCUACAGACUCUAUCUUCAAGAUCAUUGGAACCAACCUCCAAAUUAUUGACCGGUAAACCUGUAGCACAGAAUCAAGAAUCUUUAGGUUUUCUAGGACCUAAAUCUUCACCGGACUUCCAAGUUGUACAGUCUCCUCUUCCAGAUAGUAAUACUAUUUCUCAGGACUUGAAAAACAUACUUUUUCAGAAUAGCCAGAUAGUAACCUCAAGGCAAACACAAGUGAACAUUUCAGAUUUGGAAGGAUAUUCCAGUCCAGAAGGGACUCCGGUAUCUGCAGAUCGACCAUCAGAGGUGAUUAAGACCCCAUUUUCUGCCUUCCCUGGAAAAUCGUCAUCUGAUGCAGUCACUCAGAUAACAACAGAAAGUCCAGGAAAAACCAUGUUUUCAUCUGAGAUUUUUAUUAAUGAUGAUGAUCGUGGACUUGAAAUUCCAGAGCCCAGUGCCCAGAAGCUGGGCAAAGUUCCUACCACAUUUGCUUCAUCAUCUUCAGUUCAACAGAUUACUCAUCCUCAUGGCACAGAUGCCCAACCUUCAUUGUUGCCAUAUAAGCCUCCUGGUAGUACGAAGAUGUACUAUGUUCCACAAUUAAAACAAAUUCCUUCAUCUCUGGAUUCCAGAUCAGAUACCACCAUUGAGAGCUCACACUCAGGAUCCAAUGAUGCCAUUGCUCCAGACUUCCCGGCGGAGGUGCUAGGCACGAGGGAUGAUGACCUACCAGUCACUGAUAACAUUAAACAUAAAGAGGGGAUCUACAGUAAGAGGGUGGUGGCUAAGCCAACCUUGCCAAUGGGGGGAAAACCCCCUCAGAAAGAUAAUGCAGAUGCCCAAGUUCAAGUUUCCAUCAUUGGGGAUGAAGACGUCUCAGAUAAAAACCAGAAAAAGGAGAUCUACAAUAAAAAGGCAGUGACUAAGGCUGCCCAACCUGAAGAAAAAGAAUCCUUGCAGAAAACCACUGAAGGUUCCAGUGGUGCUGCUGAUGCAGAGCACUCAGCUCGACUACAAGACCUAAAGACUGAAAGUCUACCAGACACUAAAGCCAUUAAACAGAAAGAGGAGAUCCAUAGUAAGAGGACAGUUCCUAAGGAAUCCUGGACAAAAGAAAAAGAAUCCUUGCAGAUAGAUAUUGCAGAGUCCAGAUGUCAUUCAGAAUUUGAAAAUACUACCCAUUCUGUCUUCAGGUCAGCCAAGUUUUACUUUCAUCAUCCAGUGCACCUACCAAGUGAUCAAGAUUUUUGCCAUGAAUCCUUAGGGAGGAGUGUAUUCAUGAGACAUUCUUGGAAAGAUGUCUUUCAGCAUCAUCCAGACAAACAAAGAGAACACACUCGUCUUCCUUCCCCUCAUCAAAACGUGGAAAAGCCAAAGGCAGAUUAUACCAGAAUAGAGAGCCUCAGUAUCAAUGUAAACUUGGAAAAUGAAGUGAUGCAUACUGCUAAAAGUCGGGCUAGAGAUUAUCCAAAAAGUGACAAACAAAUUAAUGAUAAAAAAAAGGAUCAUAAGGUCACCCCAGAGCCAACAGCUCAGCACACUGUGAGUUUGAAUGAACUCUGGAACAAGUAUCAGGAACGACGGAGGCAACAGAAACCUCCUGAGUUCAGUGACAGGAAAGAACUAUCCUUGGUGGAACGACUCGAUCGUUUGGCUAAACUUCUUCAGAAUCCCAUCACAUACUCUCUCCGGACCUCUGAAAGCACACAGGAUGACAGCAGAGGGGAACGAAAUGUUAAGGAAUGGAGUGGUAGACCGCAACAGCAGAAAAACAAGCUUCAGAAAAAGAAGCGGUAUAAGAGCCUAGAGAAAUUCCAUAAAACUGCAGGAGAGCUUAAAAAAAGCAAGGUGCUUUCUACUCAUCAAGCUGGGAAACCCAAUCAGAUUAAAAUUGAACAGAUUAAAUUUGAUAAGUACAUCCUGAGAAAACAGCCAGGUUUUCAUUAUAAAAACAACACUUCUUCAGAUUCUAGACCCUCAGAGGAGAGUGAGCUGCUCACAGACACCCCCACCAACAUCGUUUCCACCACCACUUCUGUGGAAUCAGAUAUAUUGACCCAAACAGAUAGAGAGGUGGCUUUGCAUGAGAGGAGCAGCUCUAUUUCUACCAUUGACACAGCCCGACUGAUCCAGGCUUUUGGCCAGGAAAGAGUUUGUCUGUCACCCAGGCGAAUUAAAUUAUACAGCAGCCUCACCAACCAUCAGAGGAGAUACUUUGAGAGGCGGAACAAGAAGAACAAGAAAGCAUUGAAUACGGGUCAUCCCCAAAUGACUUCUGAGCACACCAGAAGGAAACACAUCCAGGUGGCAAACCAUGUGAUUUCUUCUGAUUCUGUUUCAUCUUCUACCAGUAGUUUCUGUAGCUCAAGCUCUACCCUUGGCAACAAGCAAAAUGUACAAAUGUUAAACAAGAGCAUACAAGCAGGUAACUUGGAGAUUGUGAACGGUGUCAGAAAACACACUCGAGAUGUUGGGAUGACUUUCCCAACUCCAAGUUCUAGCGAGGCUAGAAUAGAAGAGGACAGUGAUGUGACUUCUUGGUCAGAAGAAAAGAUAGAAGAGAAAAGACUUCUCGCCAGCUAUCUUGGGGAUAAAAAGUUAAGGAAGAACAGGCACAGUUGCUGUGAAGGGGUUUCAUGGUUUGUUCCCGUGGAAAAUGUAAAGUCUGGUCCUAAGGAAAACCUGCCCAAGCAUCCUGGCCCUGGUAUCUGCUGGUUUGCACCAAUAACCAACACCAAACCGUGGAGGGAACCGCUGCGGGAACAGAACCGGCAGGGACAGCACGAGGACAACCGCGGGUCACUAGCAAGCCCAGGGAGAGGCCCACUGAAGCCGUUUGUGAGAGCAACCCUACAGGAAUCCCUUCAGUUUCACAGACCUGACUUCAUCUCCCGCUCUGGGGAGCGAAUAAAGCGUCUGAAGCUAAUAGUCCAGGAGAGGAAGCUGCAGAACAUUUUGCAGAGUGAGCGGGAGGCCCUGUUCAACACUGCGGGAGAGCAGCAGGGCUCCCGGGACCCCACGCGCCCGCUCCUGAAGAGAGGCUUCCUGGAUGCCCGGAAGAACAGGCCUGUUGGGAAGAAGGAAAUGAUUCAGAGGUCUAAGCGGAUUUAUGAGCAGCUUCCAGAAGUUCAGAGAAAGAGAGACGAGGAGAAGAGGAGACUGGAAUAUAAGUCAUACCGGCUGCGAGCUCAGCUAUUCAAGAAGAGGACUCUGAAAGGCAGAAUCCAAAAGACGAGUUUAUACCAGACCGAUGUGGGAUUGGAGAGCUGCUUCUGGAGCGCACCUGGAGCUGGGCUGGGCCGGGCCCUUCGAGGAGGGGGUCCCCAGGCGCCACAUGGCCUGUCCAGUGGAAAGUGACCAAUCAGCUCUUGGGGAGAAAAGUUCCCUGGAACUGAUAUAAGAUUAUUUUCCUCACCGUCUUGGAAUUAUAUUUUAUCAACCUGAAGAAGCACAAUCCUUACUUUUAUGAGUCUGGUUUAAUAAAACUUAAUUCUUUGUCUACGUUUAAUUUAGAAAUAGUAAGUCAGUAGUCUGAGGCAGAGUGGUGAUUAGGAUUAUUAAUGGUUUGGGAGCAAAUACUUUCUCCACAGCGGCCUUGCCCACAGGAAUGUUUGUCACAAUGAUAUCAUUUCUGAAGUCUAGCCAUGAGUGAGUCCCUUUCUGUAUGUGUUUUUAUACUUUUAGAAAAUAAAUAACUUCUGAUUGAUUCAUAGUAAAGCAAGCAGCAGAGGGUCAUUUCUUUACCAUCUGGAGAUGUUCAGGGACCUAUGCAAUGUCUCUCCCGAGGUGUAUGGGGAGCCUCAAUCUAAAAGCAUCAGUCAAGGGAAAUGGGCUGUGGGAAUGAAAUAUGGCCUUUUUUUUUUUUUUUAAGAUUUUAUUUAUUUGUCAGAGAGAGAGAGUGCGCGCGCACAAGCAGGGAGAGAGGCAAAGGGAGAGGGAGAAGCAGGCUCCCCGCUGAACAAGGAGCCUGAUAUGGGACUCAUUCCCAGGGUCCUGGGAUCAUGACCUGAGCCAAAAGCAGACGUUUAAUUGACUGAGCCACCCAGGCGUCCCAAAAUACGGCCUUUCUUUACAAACACAGCAGGACAUGACAAUAGCUCUGCCUUGGGCUUUGUGGAGAUGGGGUCUGGUUAGAGUUGCUGUUGGGCAUGCCCAGUCACUCCCAGCAGACCAGGCACCUUGGGUUGAGAGCCUCCUCUUAGCCUCAUUCCAGCUUGCCAGAGGCCUCUAGCCUUUGGUGGAUUUUCCUCCGGCUACCCUCCCUUCAGGAUUGAAGCCUCAGAGCAUUUAUCAUCACACAUGGAACCAACAUUUAUAACCCGGAUAACCACUUCUGAAAAGCAUGAAUUAAUAAACUUAAUAAUGUACGUAAAGCAUGUAAUUAAUCCUGUAGCCUGGAAUGACAGCUAAAGCCCAGAGUUGAGGGGGGGAAGGUGCUAAUCGGCCUCAUUCAAAAUUCAGGGAAGCCCCAGCAAGAUAGUAAGGGACCAGCUGCCUCCCCAGCAGACUUCCGCAGAGGCCAAGUUAAACAGCAGACCCUGCCUCCAAGCACAGCUCAGAGGGCGCCACCAAGGCUCCCUUCCUAACCCAGAAGGAGGCUAUGAAGAAGGCUCAGACACUGACUGAGCCAGCCAGGCACCUCUGCCUGAUCCCUUUGUUUUGCCAGGCCUAACACAAUGUGUAGCAUGUGUUUGACUCAAUAAGGGUUUGUUGGAUGACACACAGAGGGUCAUCAGUCCAGAUUGGAGGCCAGAGGCUCUGGGAAAGACUUCAGGGAGAUCUAAUUGGUAGGUUCCCUGAGGCACCUUAAUGUCAUGGGGAUCUAUUUAAACAUCUGAUCAAGUUUGGAGCUGAAUAAGUGACAGCUAUAUGGAAAAAAAAAAAAAAACUAAACAACAACCCCAAAAAAGAUAAUUCCAAGGAAAAGGAAACAAAAAUCUACAUAAAAGAAUAAGCAAUCAUAGUUUUACUAUGUAGCUUAGCUUAAAAUAAACACAGAAUAUUGAUGUUCCCCGACCAGUGGUCUAAUCUCUUUGGGAAGCUGGGGAGUGGGAAGGAUGCACAUGCGUGAUGUAGACAUGGCCUCGACUCCCAAAAAGUAGUCCACAGACAAGCUUAAAACUGAGGAUUAGGAAGAAGCCACACAAGUCCCUUAAAGACAUGGAAAUAAAUGAGACCUGAAACCAUAAAAAUCCUAGAAGAGAGCACAGGCAAUAAUUUGACGUCAGCCAUAGAAGCAUUUUUCUAGAUAGGUCUGAGGCAAAAGAAAUAAAAGCAAAAGUAAACUAUUGGGACUACAUCAAAAUUAAAAGCUGCACAACAAAGGAAACAACAAAACACCCUACUGAUGGGAGAAGGUAUUUGCAAAUGACAUCCCAUAAGGGGUUUUACAACUCAAUAAAACACACACACACACACACAAAUACAAUUAAAAAUCGGCAGAAGACAUGAACAGGCAUUUCUCCAAAGACAUCCAGAUGGCCAACAGAUGACAUGAAAAGAUGCUCAACAUCAGUCAUCAUCAGGAAAAUGCAAAUCAAAACCACAAUGAGAUAUCACCUCACACUUGUCAGAAUGGCUAAAAUCAAAAACAAAGGAAACAAGUGUUUGCAAGGAUGUGGAGAAAAAAGGACCCUCUUGCACUGUUGGUGGGAAUGCAACCUGGUACAGCCACUCUGGAAAACAGUAUGGAGGUUCCACAAAAAAUUAAAAAUAGAAUUACCAUGUGAUCCAGUAAUUCUACUAGUAGAUAUUUACCCAGAGAAUAUGAAAACACUUAUUCGAAAAGAUAAAUGCACCCCUAUGUUUAUUGCAGCGUUAUUUACAGUAGACAAGAUAUGGAAGCAACCCAAAUGUCCCAUCAAUAGACGAAUGGAUAAAGACAAGGUGGUACAUACACACACACACACACACACACACACACACACACACACACUGGAAUAUUACUCAGCCAUAAAAAAGAAUCAAAUCUGGUCACUUGCAACGACACGGAUGGAUCUGAAGGGUAUAAUGCUAAGCUGAAUAAGUCAGAAAAAGACAAAUACCAUAUGAUUUCACUCAUAUGUGGAAUUUAACAAAAAAGACAAACCAAGAACCUGUCUCUUAACUAUAGAGAACAAAUUUAGGGUUACCAGAAGGGAGGUGGGUUGGGGGAUGGGUUAAGAAGGUGAUGGAGAUUAAGGAGUGCACUUAUGAUGAGCACUGGGUAAGGUAUGGAAGUGCUGAAUCACUAUAUUAUACACCUGAAACUAAUAACACUGUAUGCUAAUUACACUGGAAUUUUUUUAAAAGUGUGUUAAAGAUACGGAAGUUGAGUGUGCACAGGGAAGUGUAGAGCUGCUCUCACAGCACAAAUCUAUAGAACUCUGACUCUUGAAAAUAGUUGGGCACAUACAUAAUCUUGAGAAAAAUAAAAACAAAACUAAAGACUUAAAUGUGAAGGGCAAAACAAAAAAUUUAGAAGUAAAUACAGGAAAGUGUCUCUAAAGAAAAAAUGCCUUAAGGAACAAAGCACAAACCAUAAAGAAAAAGGUUGAUAAAUUCAAUUAAUGAAAUGUAAAAAUUCUAUAUUAAAAGACACCAUAGGGGCGCGUGGGUGUCUCAGUUAAGCAUCCACCUCUUCAUUUCAGCUCAGGUCACGAUCUCAGUUUUGUUAGAUUGAGCCCUGUGUCAGGCUCCACUCUGGGCUUGGAGCCUGCUUAAGAUUCUCCCUCUCCCUCUGCCCUUCCCCACCCCCAUAAAUGAAUGAAUGAAUGAAUGAAUAAUUAAAAAUAGUAAAUAAAGAUAGAAAAUACAGGGCACAAAACAGAAGAUAAUUAUAGCACAUGUAACCAACAAAGGAUUUGUAUCCAAAAUAUAUCAUGAACUCCUAUGAGUCAUUUGUUUUUAAAGAUAAUCUAUAGAAAGAUGGACUAAAUAAAAACAUGAGCAGGCAGUUUCACAGAAGAACAAAUACAACUGGCCUGUACAAAUAUGAUAAAUUGCUUUAACUUUAUUAUUAAUUGGAAAUGCACAUUAUUAGCAGAAUACUCCAUGCAGGGGC